GCAAUUAGAUCGCUGCGCUCAUUUAUUUAUUGUUGUAUAGAAUAAGCUUCUACUGUCUCAGCACUCAGUACGGUGGUUUCAUGUAGAUAACUGUGUAUGUGUGUUUCAGAAUAAAUAUAUUUUUGAUAACUAUCUCUUUAAAAGGUGCUGCAGACUAUUUAGUAUGUGAAGCACAGAGAGCCUCCAUAUACAAUUAUAUAUCUGUAUAUAACGUACUCUGUGUGAGGAAGAGGGAACCUCUUUAUAUAAGGUCUCAGUGUAAAAAACUUCAUUGAUGAUGAACAACAUAAAGAAGAAGCUGUCUGAGCGGAUCCUGAAUCACAUCCUGGAGAUUCUAUACCUGCUGACGGGAGAGCGUGUGACUAACUCACUGACAGUGAGUCACAUGACCGAGGACAAGAUGACAACAGAGAGGAUACUGACCCACACCCUGCAGAUCAUGUACCUGCUGACAGGAGAGGUGCCUAUAAAGUGUGAUGAUGUUGCUGUGUAUUUCUCUAUGGAGGAGUGGGAGUAUAUAGAGGGACACAAGGAGCUUUACAAGGACGUCAUGAUGGAGAUUCACCAAGCAGUAAGGACUAUGGAGAUCCCAGGAAACGAGAGCUCAGAUGACAUUAAUACUGACUUAGAUGUUAAAACAGAAGAUCUGAGUGUAACGUGUCAGCUGGAAGCUCCAAUGCAGGAAAUGUGUUACAGCAACAAUGAAGUUGAAAAUGAUGUUAAGAUUUCAUUUAACAUGGAACAAACAGAAGAUCAGUGGCUAAGAAAUAUAACAGAAGCUGCAGAGCAGGAAAUAUGUGCCAAUAUAGGUACAGGUGAAAACGAUGCUAAGAUUUUAUGUAACACAGAACAUAGAGAAGAUCAGUGGCUAAGAAAUAUGUCAGAAGCUGCAGAGCAGGAAAUAUGUGACAAUUUAAGUAAAGCAGGUGAAUUCACAAACUGCAAUAAUCCUAGUCAUGAUCAGAGUGCAGAUGCUUCUUUACAUCUUCUUCAAAAUCAAAGACGCCACAAGGGCAAUUUGUGUUCUGAAUGUGGGAAAUUUUUUCUUAAGAAAUCUCAUCAUAGAAAUUUGAAAAUUCAUACAGGAGAAAAUCCAUUUUCCUAUUCUGUAGGCGGGAAAUGUUUUAACUGUAAAAAAAAUCUUGUUGCUCAUCAGAAAAUUCACACAGGAGAAAAAGGAUUUUCAUGUUCUGACUGUGGGAAAUGUUUUACUCAGAAAUCAAAUCUUAUUAUGCAUCAGAAAACUCAUACAGGGGAGAAAGGAUUUUCAUGUUCUGAAUGCGGGAAAAGUUUUACUCAGAAAUCAACUCUUAUUACGCAUCAGAAAACUCAUACAGGCGAGAAAGCAUUUUCAUGUUCUGACUGUGGAAAAUGUUUUACUCUAAAACCAGCUCUUAUUAACCAUCAGAAAAUUCAUACCGGGGAGAAAGAAUUUUCAUGUUCUGACUGUGGGAAAUGUUUUUCUCAGAAAUCAAAUCUUAUUACGCAUAAGAAAAUUCAUACAGGUGAUAAAGCAUUUUCAUGUUCUGACUGUGGGAAAUGUUUUAUAAAGAAAUCAAAUCUUAUUAUGCAUCAGAAAACUCAUACAGGAGAGAGAGGAUUUUCAUGUUCUGAAUGCGGGAAAUGUUUUACUCAGAAAUCAACUCUGAUUACACAUCAGAAAAUUCAUUCAGGGGAGAAAGCAUUUUCAUGUUCUGACUGUGGAAAAUCUUUUACUCUGAAACCAACUCUUAUUACGCAUCAGAAAAUUCAUACAGGGGAGAAAGCAUUUUCAUGUUCUGACUGUGGGAAAUGUUUUACUCAGAAAUCCAAUCUUAUUAUGCAUCAGAAAAUUCAUACAGGGGAGAAAGGAUUUUCAUGUUCUAAAUGUGGGAAAUGUUUUACUCAGAAAUAUACUCUUAUUAGGCAUCAGAAAACUCAUAUUAAAAGAAAUCAGAGCUUAAUCUCCUAAAUGCAGAGAGUGACAUGUAGUUGUCAUCCACACAAUACCAACUGCUGAGGAUGACUACAUUUGACCCCCUGGGGCAUGCAGUUUUGGAGCUGUUUGAGGCCCCUUCUGCACCUCAAGUGUUUAUGAGGUGGCCCAGUGUAUUUGCCAUCCCCAGGGGGAUGCAGGGUCCCUAUAUAAGUUAUAAAUAUAACCAAAAGCCCAUUUCCUUUUUGAAGUUCAAUAGCUAAUUUCUAUAGAAAAGCUCCAUGUUAUUUUUAAUGUCUGCUUAUUUUAGAAAUUUUGCCUAAUACAGCUAUAGAUCCACAACAGUUUUGACUAUAGAGUUGAUUAAAAAAAAGCUCACUGUAUUGUUUACAAUCUUGUUUAUUAAAUUGUAAUACAUUUUU
Molecule: messenger RNA, 2337 nt
Organism: Bombina bombina (fire-bellied toad)
Lineage: Eukaryota; Metazoa; Chordata; Amphibia; Anura; Bombinatoridae
Product: zinc finger protein OZF-like
Exons: 8
Coding region: 275-1951 (558 amino acids)
Biological process (GO): regulation of transcription by RNA polymerase II
Molecular function (GO): DNA-binding transcription factor activity; RNA polymerase II cis-regulatory region sequence-specific DNA binding
Source: RefSeq, a predicted model, not a curated record